This is a messenger RNA of Eurytemora carolleeae, 1592 nucleotides long. RefSeq names its product F-box/WD repeat-containing protein 5. The record is from RefSeq and is a predicted model, not a curated record. Bases 22 to 1542 code for a protein of 506 amino acids. The transcript has 19 exons. Lineage: Eukaryota; Metazoa; Arthropoda; Copepoda; Calanoida; Temoridae. Gene Ontology annotation, molecular function: protein binding. Gene Ontology annotation, cellular component: Cul4-RING E3 ubiquitin ligase complex; SCF ubiquitin ligase complex. Gene Ontology annotation, biological process: protein ubiquitination.
CUCCUAUAAACACAGUAAAGGAUGGAUUGGGGAACUGUACAUGAAUAUAUUCUUGAAGAUGUGUUUAUGUACCUCAAUCCUAAACAGUUAUGUACUGCAGCACGUGUUUGUUCAUGGUGGAAUACUGUAGCAGAAUCUAGUUUACUUUGGAGAAAUAUAAUAGAGAAAGAUUUAAGCAUCAAGGUUACUGGUCUACCCCCUUCAGUUUACUCCUGGAGAAGAGAAUGGGAGAGAAUACAACGAGCUGGUUUAGGAAACAAGAUUAUAUCAGAACAUAUUCACACAACAGGCGUAACCCACGCGGCCUUUUCUCCUGAUGGUGAUACAUUAGCAACAUGUGGGAAUGAUGCAAGGAUCUGUGUAUGGAAGAUUGAACCUGGACAAGAAUUAAACCUAAUUUAUGAAGAGAGUUUUGUAAGGUUUAACUGGAACCAGUGCAGUACAGUACAAUUCAAUCCGAAUGGAACCUCCUUAAUGAUCUCAGGUGUGAUAAAAGCAAAUAUAGCCAGGGUUAGGUUAGGAGAGAUAAUCAUUAUAUCUAUGCUUGAACCAGACCUUGGACAGAUUAAAAGUAGAAUUAAUAUCAGACCGUUUGAUAGCCUGGGUUGUUGGUAUAAUAACAACUACGUGAUCUCGUCUGAACAUGAUUGGUUAACAAGAGGGAUAUCUGUAAACAAACUCUGGAUUAAUAAGGUAAAUUUUGCCGAUGAGUGUGAACCAAGUUUAGCUUGCAUGAGACAACUGUAUCGUAUGUACAACUGUGCUGGGUCAUCUCUUAGAAAUAUCACGGUGUGCAGUGUACCACGGCAGAAUGUUUACGAGUACAGGAAGUAUCUAGGAUCUAGGGAUACGGAUACUGUCCUAGCUGCUCAGCUAUACCUGGCAGAUAAUCAUGCUCUUCAUCUUAUACCUGUACCACCAGCAGACAAUGUACCCUCUCUACCGGAAGAUGUAGACAAUAUGACAAUCAAAUAUAUCUGGGAAGGACGAUACAUUGCAGACUAUGACGAGAACCAGGACGAAAACCAGGAGAUGGAGAAGGUUAGAAUUGAAUACCUCCCUGAGUACUUGAUUGAUAGAGAGAGAGAUCAUGAAACUGGGAUGGAUGACUGCAAAAAAUGGGUCUGGGAGGAUGAGAAACUAUGCGAGGAUGAUGAAUUUCAAUGGGAAUAUUUUACUCAAGAGGAAGAAGAGGAGAACAAGGAGGAAGUAGUGGUUGACUCCACCAGCAAUGAGCAGGUUCUAAAUGAUGAGGAUAAAUUGAUGAUUUUUACCACUGGGAGAAAAACUUUUCUGCCUCAUCAACUUGGAAUUAAAUUGAUGACAAGGGUUCGGUUUAAACAGCAUCUUGAUGUGAACAGAAACAUUCAAGAGGUUAUUAGAGAAGGAAAGGAGAGAAGAGAAGAAGAGAGAAGACAACUGGAAUCUCAGAGAGAAAUUAAUAUUCCGCCCUAUCAGAACUAUGGGGAAGUGAUGAAUAUGUUUGAUAUUGUCGACGUCAUUUUGGACUUUCAGGUGUUUUGUAAAUACAACAAAAUCUAAUUUUCUAAUCCAUGCACCAUGAGAAAUGAGGGAUCAUCGAGAUAUUAGUA